Molecule: messenger RNA, 1050 nt
Organism: Castor canadensis (American beaver)
Lineage: Eukaryota; Metazoa; Chordata; Mammalia; Rodentia; Castoridae
Source: RefSeq, a predicted model, not a curated record
ACCCUUCACUGGUUGGACAUACUGCUUUUGAUAAUCCUGAACAAAAAUCAUCUCAGAGAACAGGCAAAAAACUACUGAAGACUUCAGCAGCACCUGAAAUGCUGCCCUUUUUGGAUCAUUGGAACACUCCAACUAAGAAAGUGUCACUCAGAGAAAUAAUGUCAGAAGAAAUUGCCUUACAGGAAAAAUUUGAUUUGAAAAGGGAGACACUUAUGUUUGAAAAAGAUUGUGCCACUAAACUAAAAGAGAAGCAGCUCUUUAAAAUAUUCCCAGCCAUCAACCAAAAUUUUUUGGUGGACAUUUUCAAGGAUCACAACUACUCAUUAGAACACACAGUGCAGUUUCUCAACUGUGUUCUCGAGGGAGACCCUGUGAAGACAGUGGUGGCUCAAGAGUUUGUUCACCAAAAUGAGAGUGCUGCUUCCCAUACUGCACCAAGAUCCAAAGAGAAAAAGGCAAAGAAAUCAAAGGAGACCGAAGACAGCCCCAGUGAGCCGUCGUUUCAGGACUUUGAGUUUCCUGAGUAUGACGACUACAGGGCGGAGGCUUUCCUGCACCAGCAGAAGAGGAUGGAGUGCUAUAGCAAGGCGAAGGAAGCCUAUCGGAUGGGCAAGAAGAAUGUCGCUACCUUUUAUGCCCAGCAGGGGAGUCUUCAUGAGCAGAAGAUGAAAGAGGCCAAUCACCUUGCUGCUGUGGAGAUCUUUGAGAAAGUCAAUGCCUCCCUGCUGCCACAGAACGUCCUAGACCUGCAUGGGCUGCAUGUGGAUGAAGCUAUAGAACAUCUGAUGACCGUUUUACAGCAGAAAACUGAAGAGUUUAAGCAGAACGGUGGUAAACCCUACCUGUCUGUGAUUACGGGGAGAGGAAACCACAGCCAGGGAGGAGUUGCUCGCAUCAAGCCAGCCGUCAUGAAAUACCUCACAAGCCAUAGCUUUAGGUUCUCUGAAAUUAAACCAGGGUGCUUGAAAGUCAUGCUAAAGUAAAAUAAAUGUCUUUAAGUAUGAAGGUUUGUAAGUUGAAAUUAGUUUUAUUUGCAGUAAUUCAUUUGAU